UAUGAGAAGGGAAAAAGGCCUUAACCUAAGCUAGGAAAGAGCCAGUGUGCAUACUGUAAGGAAGAAGGACACUGGGCUAGAGAAUGCCCUAAAAAUAAGGGUAAGAGAGAGAUGCCAGUGGGACUAGGAAGAAAGCCAACUUCCAUCUUUGCCGCCCUGGAGGAAGACAGUGACUAGGGAGGAUGGGGCUUGGCCCUCCUCCCCAAGCCUAGGGUAACUCUAAGAGUGGAGGGGAAACCUGUCCACUUCAUGGUAGACAUAGGAGUAGAAAAUUCAGUCCUCCUAACACCUGGGGGAACCUUUUCAAGAAAACAAACCUGGGUACAGGGAGCAAUGGGCACUAAACCCUACCAAUAGACUACCCAAAGAACAGUGGACAUGGGAGUGGGUUGGGUAACCUACUCAUUCCUAGUCAUUCCUGAGUGCCCAUACCCCCUGUUGGGACAUGAUCUGCUUGCUAAAAUAAAGGCGCAGAUCCAUUUCACUUAUAAGGGUGCUCAGGUCAAACACUCUGAUGGGAAGGCUAUUGGAGUGUUCUUAGCAAUGCCUUUGGAGGAAGAAUACCACCUCCAUGAACCAAGGCAGCCCUCCAUCAGAUGUGCAGACAUGUAGAUCUGGCUUCAAUAAUUCCCCACCGCAUGGGAGGAAUGGGGCUGGCCAAACAUAUGCCCCCAGUUUAUGUGGAGCUUAAGACCAAUGUGGACCCAGUAAAAGUCUGCCAUUACCCAACGACCCAGGAAGCCAUAAAGGGAAUCACCCCCCAUGGGAGAUGACUUCUGCAAGAAGGAGUCUUGCAGCCCAUUCAGUCUGCAUGGAACACACUCCUCCUACCAGUUAAAAAGCUGCAGAUGAAUGACUACUGACCUGUCUAAGACCUUUGAGAAGUCAACAAAAGGGUAAUGGAUAUUCACUCCACUGUGCCCAACCCUUAUACUCUGCUAAGUAUGCUCCCUCCAGAUAAAGAAUGGUAUACUGUCCUAGAUUUAAAAGAUGCUUUCUUUAGCCUCCCACUCACACUGAGCAGCCAAGGUUACUUUGCCUUUGAAUGGCAUGACCCAGACAUUGGAGUAAGUGGGCAACUGACUUGGACAAGACUGCCACAAGGAUUCAAGAACUCACCCACCAUAUUUGAUGAAGCUCUCCAUGAGGAUCUGAGUGAGUACCACUCCCAGCACCCCCAGGUCUCUCUUCUACAGUAUGUAGAUGACAUACUAAUAGCCACCAGGACAAAGGAGGAGUGCCAUAAAGGAACCGAAGAUCUCCUGAGGACACUGGGGACAUUGGGCUAUCGGGCCUCAGCCAAAAAAGGCCCAGAUCUGCCAGAAACAGGUAACUUACCUGGAAUACAUGUUAAAAGAGGGAAAAGAUGGCUGUCCAAGGCAAGAAAAGAGACAGUAUUAAAAAUACCAACACCUAGGACAGUAAGACAAGUCAGGGAGUUGCUAGGCUCUGCGGGACUCUACAGACUUUGCAUCCCAGGAUACACUGAAAUUGCCUGCCCUCUUUAUGAGGCUACAAAAGAACAGACCCUGACUUGGGACUCUCAGAAACAAGCUGCCUUUGACACCAUUAAGCAGAAAUUACUAGAGGCCCUGGCCCUGGGACUCCCCGACAUCAACAAGCCCUUCCUCCUCUAUGUGGAUGAGAACAAGGGAGUGGCAAAAGGAAUGUUGACUCAGAACCUUGGACCAUGGAGGAGGUCAGUGGCCUACUUAUCUAAGAAACUGGACUCCGUGGCAGGUAGAUGGCCCCUGUGCUUACGCAUCAUUGCUGCCGUGGCCUUGUUAGUUAAAGAUGCAGACAAACUCACUUUGGGACAAAGUCUCCUGGUGGCCACUCCACACACCCUGGAGUUGAUUCUAAAACAGCCUCCUGACAGAUGGGUGAGUAAUGCCAGGGUGACUCAUUACCAAGCUCUACUCCUAAACCCAGGUAGAAUAACGUUCCAGGUACCCACUGCCCUCAACCUGGACACUAUGCUACCUGAUCCUGACCUAGAGAUCCCCUCCAUGACUUCAAUGACAUCCUCUCCCAAGUGCAUUGCAUUUGACAAGACCUCCAAGAUACACCACUGACAGAUGCAGAAGAAACCUGGUUCACGGAUGGGAGCAGCUUUCUAUGGCAUGGACGCAGUUACACAGGGGCUGCAGUCACCACCACCCAGGAGGUGGUCUGGGCAGAAGCCCUUCUGGCUGGCACCUCAGCCCAGCUGGCCAAACUGAUAGCAUUAACAAAAGCAUUAUGCCUGGACAAAGACAGAAUGAUCAACAUCUAUACAGACAGUAGGUAUGCUUUUGCUACCUUACACAUCCACAGGGCAAUAUAUACAGAAAGGGGACUACUGACUGCUGAGGGAAAGACUGUCAAAAAUAAACAAGAGAUAUUAGAAUUGUUACAAGCACUCUGGCUCCCAAAGAAGCUGGCAGUGAUACACUGUCCAGGACAUCAGAAAAGGACAGAUGCAAUUUCAAAAGGAAACAAUCUGGCAGAUAAAAAGGAAAGGGAGGUGACUACACUUAUGAGUACUGUAGCCCUGCCCAUCCUGACUGACCCAGGCCCUUGAGCCUACCCUUGCUGCCAAAAUAUGACUCAGAUGAAGAGGCCUGGGCUGGUCAACUAAAAGGAGCAUACAAGAAGGAUGGCUGGUGGCAACUACCUUCAGGAAAAAUUCUACUACUGAGACUACUAGGAAAGCAUGUACUCAAAAUAAUCCAUCAGACCUCCCACUUGGGGACUCGAAAGCUGAGAGAAUUGAUCUCCGGGUCCCCACUGAAGAUUAGACAGGCCAGCUACCUGAUCAACAAAAUUGUGAUGGAGUCCAGACCUUGCCAACUGGUAAAUGUCUACAAGGCAAAAGGAGAAAAGGGCACCCGCAUGAGAGGGACCCGCCCUGGUAUAUAUUGGGAAAUAGACUUUACAGAGAUCAAACCAGGUAAAUAUGGAUAUAAAUACCUGCUGGUUCUUGUAGAUACCUUUUCAGGAUGAAUUGAAGCCUACCCCACUGAACAUUAGACAGCUCAUGUGGUGGCCAAGAAGAUAUUGGAUGAGAUCCUCCCCAGGUUUGGCUUCCCACACAUGAUUGGGUCAGACAAUAGCCCAGCCUUCAUCUCACAGCCUCCAGACUGAAUUGAUUCUGCCACCAGAAGAGGUAGACCUUGAGAAUCUGAAAUCUCUGUCCCAAGUGCAGGAAGACAUUUGGCCUCAACUACAUGCUCUAUCCUUCCCCCUGAGCCUCAGAGUUUCAAGCCUGGAGAUUGGUUCCUGAUCCAGAGACAUCAGUGCUUAUCCUGUGCAGAUCCCUGGAGCUGUGGUGGAAAGGACCCUACUUCAUCAUCUUGACCACCCCAAUGGCCCUCAAAGUGGAUGGCAUCUCCACUUGGAUUCACCACACCCAAGCCCGACUCGUGGUGCCUGCGGCUGAGAAACAUCCAGACAAAACCUGGGAAGUGUCCAAGCAUCCUACUGACCCCUUGAAACUGAAGCUCCAAUGCCAUGAUCCCGAUCAUGUUACUAUGUCUGGUGGGGACACUCCAGGCAGUAAACAGGACCAUGCUCAAUCCUCACCAACCCCAGAAGGUAAUGUGGGCAGUGGUCAAUGCUGGUAAUAGGGAAGUCCUUAACAGCACCACCCUCAAGACCGUUCCUGGAAUAUGGUGGCCCGAGCUUUACUUUGACCUCUGUGACUUGGCCCGAGGCUCUUGGGACAUAGGAGAUUGGACACCAGCCCAUGAAGGAUGACCAGAAUGCAGCGGAACCAAGGGAUGUACUCUUCCUUUGACUGGCAACCCACAAAGCCCAGGGUGUUCUCAUGUACUGAAGAGAACUGUGUUAUGAGACACCCCUGUUUAUAUAUGCCCAGGAAGAAAUAGAACUGCAAAGCAGGUAACUCAAUGUGGGGGUGCAGAUGAUUAUUACUGUGCCAAUUGGGAAUGUGAGCAAACAGGGAUGGAGCACUGGAUAAUACUCGUCUCGCAUCCAACCCCCUGUAUGGCCAGUGUUCCAAAUACAGAUGCAACCCAAUCCAGGUGACCAUUACAGAGGCAGUAAAACAGGCCUUCAGUUGGGAUAUGGAAGACAUGUGGGGCCUCCGGUUAUAACAGCAGGGAGGAGACCAGGGGUUGCUUUUCUCAAUAAGGAGUGUGCAGCCUUCCCAGGAGCCUCAAGUUGUUGGGCCUAUGCAAUCUGUUCACCAAACUAGAAUCAUAGUACCCCCAAUGCAACUAAUCCCAGAGGAGUGGGCCACUCAUUCCAUUACUCAAAAGGAUAGAGCACCCACACACUCCCACCAAUUGCCUGAGGAUGAAGGGCUUACCAUGUUGGUGAUACAAAUGGCAUUUCUAGCCCUAAAUCACUCCCAACCAGACUUAACCACCUCCUGUUGGAUGUGCUUGCACAGACGACCCCUUCCUUGAAGCUGUAGGGGUAAAAGGUCAUUUCAACAUGGAAGACAACCCUUCAAGAUGCAAGUGGGGUGACUGUGGGAGCCCGUUCUCAGGUUCCUCGUGGCUUUACCCAAUAGGUCAGCAUAGAGGAUGAUCAGGACCAUG
Molecule: messenger RNA, 4547 nt
Organism: Peromyscus leucopus (white-footed mouse)
Lineage: Eukaryota; Metazoa; Chordata; Mammalia; Rodentia; Cricetidae
Exons: 2
Coding region: 900-2075 (391 amino acids)
Source: RefSeq, a predicted model, not a curated record